ACACAGAUAUUAUUCACUCCCUCACUCUCUCACUUUCUCUCACACACACUCGCACAGGCUAUUCUCACACACACUCGCACAGGCUAUUCUCCAACAGAUCGCACAAAGGACUCUCUAUCCUUCUCUCUCUCACACACACACAAGCGUGCGCAGGGAUCACUCUAUCAACAGGCUACACUUGCAGCAUGCGUCUGACACUCGUAUCCGUGAGCGUCCUGCUCCCCCUUUCACUCAUCCUGCUCCUGGACAAAGCUCCAGGUGUGAGCAGUACAUAUGUGCCCGUGCGGUGCCAGUGCCCUAAGGUCAUCAAGCAGACGAGAGGACGGCCACUGGACUUCAGCGUCAGCCCAAAAAAUGCCCACUGCCACACGGACGAGAUCAUGGUGAAGGUGCGAGGCCAUGACGCGCUGGUGUGUCUGAGCCCAUCUGGCAGGCAAGGCAAACACCUGCUGAGAUGCUGGAGAAGAAAGGUGAUCAGCCAAGGCAAGGACAGGAAGCAGUGCCUGAGAACCCGUAAGAACCGAAAGAACCCGCAGGGCCAACGGAAGCAGCGGAGGACAAAAAAGACCACGUCUUAGAACCCUAAGACCCUGCUGGAGUCGAGUCGAGUCGAGGGAACUCGGAACUGUCCAAUUGCAAGGCCUGACUCUCAUGACUCCCCCCCCCAGCCCUGGCAUUAAAGUGGUAGCAACUAUGAUGACCUGUCAUGCAGGUAUGGGAGUUGGGCACAUACCACUGAGGACUCUGAAGGAGGGGUGUAGCCAGAGAGGCGCAAACGUUGGAACAUUUCCGCGUUCUGUUUUUGCAAAGGGGAGGGGGGCGAAAUCCCCCUUUAAGUAGACCUAGAUACAUUCGAACUGAACUGCUUGCCAAUCUGACAGAGAUCGAUAUCCCACUAUGACGACUUUGCGACAUGCCUCUUUAAGCAGACAGGAACUGUUCGAAUUUUGCUUCCAUAGAGAUGCAUUAUGUUGCUCUAUCUUGUCAGUAAUGAAGGAUCUUUGGUGUAGCCCCAGAUGUGCCCCCUAAAUGAGGAAGGAAGCUGGGUCUCUCUCCCCUCAACACCCCUGCUCCCCGUCAGAAGAAAGCUGGGUCUUUCUCCCUUCAACACCCCUGCUCCCCGUCAGAAUGGGCCGAUGAAGCUUAAAGCCUCCCUCAAACCUUGCAGACAGAAAGCGCUGCCUGGGGACCUCAAAGAACAGCAGGAGACGACGGAACCGACAGCACUGGAGGAGACAGACGCCACAACAGCAAUACACACACACACACACACACACACACACACACACACACACACACACACACACACACACUGCUCCGACCAGCUGAAAUCGCAAAGACUUGUUGUAGCCAGCUGCAUGGUGUGAGUGUGUGUCUUGGUCUCUCACACACACUUUAACUUUCUCAGACAUACAGUAUACUCUCACAUAUUUCCAAACACAAUAGGAUGAGAAUCCUGUUUACAGAGACACACAGCACUAAAAAGUGUGUCAUGUAUAUGGGUGUGUCUGUGCACCUGCUUGUAUAUGUGUGUGUGUGUGUGUGUGUGUGUGUGUGCAUGCGAAAUAGGGUGAGUCAUUGCCUGGCCUUUUAGACAUUCCAAACUGUUGUCACUGAAUCAUACAACUUGUUACAGCAAGAACCCACUGCCCUUUAUACGACUGCUAUUCAGAAGAUGAGCAGCGCGCACACACACACACACACACCCACACACACACACACACA
Sardina pilchardus (European sardine) is the source of this 1725-nucleotide messenger RNA. RefSeq lists its product as uncharacterized. The transcript has 4 exons. Gene Ontology annotation, cellular component: extracellular region. Gene Ontology annotation, biological process: immune response. Bases 186 to 578 code for a protein of 130 amino acids. The record is from RefSeq and is a predicted model, not a curated record. Gene Ontology annotation, molecular function: chemokine activity. Lineage: Eukaryota; Metazoa; Chordata; Actinopteri; Clupeiformes; Clupeidae.